Molecule: messenger RNA, 6103 nt
Organism: Nematolebias whitei (Rio pearlfish)
Lineage: Eukaryota; Metazoa; Chordata; Actinopteri; Cyprinodontiformes; Rivulidae
Gene: chd5
Product: chromodomain helicase DNA binding protein 5
Exons: 40
Coding region: 74-6064 (1996 amino acids)
Biological process (GO): negative regulation of transcription by RNA polymerase II; chromatin remodeling
Cellular component (GO): chromatin; nucleus; NuRD complex
Molecular function (GO): DNA binding; histone binding; ATP-dependent chromatin remodeler activity
Source: RefSeq, a predicted model, not a curated record
AGCCGCGCGGCGCGCGCAGGGUUAACUCGGUGUUCCCAGCCUGAAAGGGGCUUCGGGGGGCUAUGAGAUAAAGAUGCCGGGCUCGCUGAGUAAUGGAGACGAGGGACUGGACGACAUGGAUUUUGAAGACGAUAUGCCAGAUGAGGACGAUGAAGGUGAGCGCAACACUGUUCCCCUCAGGCCCCUCGCCAGCUUCUUCUCUGACGACGACAUGCUCAAACAGCAGAAGAAGAAGCCCAAAAAAAUUAAAGAGGGGAAAAUACCCAAAGUUAAGAAGAGGAAAAAAGAGGGAGGACUCCAGACAAGAGUGGACAGUGACCUGGACGAGACCUCGGAGGUGGAGGAGGAACGGGAAUGCCCCGAGAUCGGCUCUGAGAGCGAGAGCAGCGCGUACGGCCUCGCCAAAAAGAAGAAGAAAAAACCCAAGGAGAAGAAGCCCAGGAAGAAAAAGAGAGAUGAGGAUGACGACGAUGAUAACGAUGAUGACGGCAACAUGAAAGAACCCAAGUCCUCCAGCCAGUUGAUGCAUGAAUGGGGUCUGGAGGACGUUCAGUACAGCUUCACUGAGGACGACUACAAAACUAUCACCAACUACAAGGCUUUCAGCCAAUUCCUUAGGCCGCUCAUUGCCAAGAAGAAUCCGAAGAUUCCCAUGUCAAAGAUGAUGACGGUGUUAGGGGCCAAGUGGCGCGAGUUCAGUGCCAACAACCCGUUCAAAGGCGCAUCUGCCACCGCUGUGGCCGCCGCGGUGGCUGCCGCCGUGGAAACAGUCACUGUAGCUCAGCCAACAUCUGUCAGCAGCAGCCAGCUGAGCUCCCAGCAAGGGCCAAUCAAAAAAGCCAAAACCAAAGAAGGAAAAGGACCAGGAGUAAGAAAGAAAAACAAGACUGUGAAAGAAGCAAAGAAGAAACCGAAGCCCAAAAAGAACAAAUCAAAGUUGGGUCAGAGUGGGAAGAAGAAGAAAGCCUCCUCGAGUGACGAGGACUUUCUGGAGGAGUCGGACUUUGAUGACAUCAGCAUCCACAGUGCCUCUGUGCUUUCUGAUACUCUGGGAGCCGCCACCAGGAAAAAGGCCCGGCGUGGGCGGAAAAAAAGGAAAAAGGAGGACGGUGACGGCUAUGAGACAGACCACCAGGACUACUGUGAGGUUUGUCAGCAGGGGGGAGAAAUCAUCCUGUGUGACACCUGUCCAAGAGCCUACCACCUGGUGUGUCUGGACCCGGAGCUGGAGAAAGCACCGGAGGGAAAGUGGAGCUGUCCACACUGUGAGAAGGAGGGAAUCCAGUGGGAGGCCAAAGAUGAAGAGGACGAUGAGGAGGAAGCUGCAGGUGAGGAGGAGGAUGACCACAUGGAGUUCUGCAGAGUGUGUAAAGAUGGAGGAGAGCUUCUGUGCUGCGACACCUGCCCGUCGUCCUACCACAUCCACUGCCUCAACCCGCCUCUUCCUGAAAUCCCAAACGGGGAGUGGCUGUGUCCUCGCUGCAUGUGUCCGCCUCUUAAAGGUAAAGUUCAGAGGAUUCUGCACUGGAGGUGGGGAGAGCCCCCGCUGCCAGCGGAGCCGCCUCCAGGCCCUGAUGGCAAACCGACCGAUCCGUUGACCAAGCCCCCGCUCAAGGGACGCUCAGAGAGGGAGUUCUUCGUGAAGUGGGCUGGCCUUUCGUACUGGCACUGUUCCUGGGUCAGCGAGCUGCAGUUAGAGCUGUACCACACGGUCAUGUAUCGGAACUACCAGCGGAAGAACGACAUGGACGAGCCGCCGCCGUUCGACUACGGGUCGGGAGAGGAGGAGCUCAACAACGAGAAGAGGAAGAGCAAAGACCCCCAGUAUGCUGUGAUGGAGGAGCGCUUCUACCGCUACGGCAUCAAACCAGAGUGGAUGGUCAUCCACCGGAUAGUCAACCACAGUUUUGAUAAGGACGGUGAUGCACAUUACCUGAUCAAAUGGAGAGACCUACCGUACGAUCAGUGCACCUGGGAGGCAGAUGAAUUCGACGUCCCAGAAUAUGACAUUCACAAAGCUUUCUACUGGGACCACAGAGAGCAGAUUUUAGGCGAGGACCAGCGCCCUCUUGUGGUAAGGAAGGGAAAUAAACUAAAAGAGGACUACCCAAAAAGAGAGGUUCCCCCUGAUGCCCCUAUCAUAGAUCCAACCAUUAAGUUUGAGCACCAGCCCUGGUACAUUAACGCCACCGGGGGAACGCUGCACCCAUAUCAGCUCGAGGGUCUGAACUGGUUGAGAUUUUCCUGGGCUCAGGGGACGGAUACCAUCCUGGCUGAUGAAAUGGGCCUAGGAAAGACGGUGCAGACAAUAGUUUUUCUCUACUCACUGUAUAAAGAGGGUCACUCUAAGGGGCCUUUCUUGGUGAGCGCACCUCUCUCCACAAUCAUCAACUGGGAGAGAGAGUUCGAGAUGUGGGCUCCGGAUUUCUACGUGGUGACAUACACGGGAGACAAAGACAGCAGGGCAACUAUCAGGGAAAAUGAGUUCACCUUUGAAGACAGCGCAGUGAAAUCUGGACGGAAGGUGUUUCGCAUGAAGAAAGACACUCCUAUCAAGUUCCACGUGUUGCUGACUUCUUACGAGCUGAUCACUAUAGAUCAAGCCAUUCUGGGCUCCGUCACCUGGGCCUGUCUGGUUGUAGACGAGGCCCACAGACUGAAAAACAACCAAUCAAAGUUUUUCAGAAUCCUCAACGGGUAUAAGAUCUACUACAAGCUGCUGCUCACUGGAACUCCCCUGCAGAACAACCUGGAGGAGCUGUUCCAUCUGCUUAACUUCCUCACCCCGGAGCGUUUCAACAACUUGGAAGGCUUCCUGGAGGAGUUUGCAGACAUCUCUAAAGAGGACCAGAUCAAGAAACUCCAUGAUCUUCUCGGACCUCACAUGCUCAGGAGGCUGAAAGCCGAUGUGUUCAAGAACAUGCCUGCAAAGACUGAGCUCAUUGUCAGAGUGGAGCUCAGUCCCAUGCAAAAGAAAUAUUACAAGUUUAUCUUGACGCGAAACUUUGAGGCUCUGAACUCCAAAGGUGGAGGGAACCAGGUGUCUCUGCUCAACAUCAUGAUGGACCUGAAGAAGUGCUGCAACCACCCCUACCUGUUCCCCGUGGCUGCCGUGGAGGCUCCUGUUUUACCCAAUGGUUCUUAUGAUGGUAAUCUACUGGUGAAGUCCUCAGGAAAACUAACGUUGCUUCAGAAAAUGCUGAAAAAACUCAAAGAUGAAGGACACAGAGUUCUUAUUUUCUCUCAGAUGACAAAGAUGCUGGAUCUACUAGAGGAUUUUCUGGAGUUUGAAGGCUAUAAAUAUGAACGGAUUGAUGGGGGGAUUACCGGAGGCCUGCGACAGGAAGCCAUUGACCGAUUCAACGCCCCGGGUGCGCAGCAGUUCUGCUUCUUGCUUUCAACACGAGCCGGAGGUCUUGGCAUCAACCUGGCCAGUGCAGACACCGUCAUCAUCUAUGACUCCGACUGGAAUCCCCACAAUGACAUCCAAGCUUUCAGCAGAGCCCACCGCAUCGGCCAGAACAAGAAAGUGAUGAUCUACCGCUUUGUGACUCGGGGCUCGGUGGAGGAGAGAAUCACUCAGGUAGCAAAGAGAAAAAUGAUGCUGACUCACCUGGUGGUGCGGCCCGGCCUGGGCUCGAAAACAGGCUCAAUGUCCAAACAAGAGCUGGAUGACAUCCUCAAGUUUGGAACCGAGGAGCUUUUCAAGGAUGAAAUGGAGGCGGCACGAGCAAUGGGUGACAACAAAGAUGGCGAGGAGGGAAAUGUGAUUCACUAUGACGAUGAUGCCAUUUCCAAGCUGCUGGACCGGAGCCAGGACGCGACCGAGGACACAGAGAUACAGAACAUGAACGAGUACCUGAGCUCCUUCAAGGUGGCUCAGUAUGUUGUGAAAGAAGAAGACGGAGAGGAGGAGGUGGAGCGAGAGAUCAUCAAGCAGGAGGAGAACGUGGACCCUGACUACUGGGAGAAACUCCUCCGCCAUCACUACGAGCAGCAGCAGGAGGACCUGGCUCGAAACCUGGGCAAAGGCAAACGCGUUCGGAAGCAGGUCAACUACAACGAUACGACCCAGGAGGACCAAGAGUGGCAGGAUGAUCUUUCAGACAAUCAGUCGGAGUACUCCGUGGGGUCCGAGGACGAGGACGAAGACUUUGAAGAGAGGCCUGAAGGUGGACGCAGACAGUCCCGUCGGCAGCUCAAGAAUGAGAAAGACAAACCUCUUCCACCCUUACUGGCACGAGUCGGAGGGAGCAUCGAGGUCCUGGGGUUCAACACCCGUCAGAGGAAGGCCUUCCUUAACGCCAUCAUGCGCUGGGGCAUGCCUCCUCAAGACGCCUUCAACUCGCACUGGCUGGUUCGGGACCUCAGAGGGAAAAGUGAGCGGGAGUUCAGGGCUUAUGUGUCUCUAUUUAUGAGACAUUUAUGUGAGCCAGGCGCCGACGGAGCAGAGACCUUUGCUGAUGGAGUCCCCCGCGAGGGCCUGUCUCGUCAGCACGUUCUCACCAGGAUCGGCGUCAUGUCGCUUGUCAGGAAAAAGGUGCAGGAGUUUGAACAUGUAAACGGGAAGCUGAGCUCUCCAGAUCUGAUUCCUAUUGGGAUGGAGCUGAAGAAACUCACUGAAAGUGUGUCUUCUGAUUCCAACACCCCUGUGCCAGCCAGCCCUGUGGCCACGCAGCCCAGCACCCCCAUCCCACCAGGGACGGAGUCUUUGGUGGGUAACGCUGAGGACAAGGAGACCACAGAACAAGACAGAAAAAAAUCAUCAGAGCAGGAAGCUUCCAGUGCAGAGCCAGCCUCUGCACCUGAGAAAGCUGCUGACAGUGAGGAGAGCAAGGCCAGCUCAGAGGAGAAAACAGAAGAUGAGAGGAACAGAAGCAAAUCCCCCACCGCAAAGGCCGAGCCGUGCGCUCACUCAAAAGAGUCCGCUUUCAAGCCGACAGAGCUGCCAUCCAGUCAUACUUCACCGAAGACGGACCCCUGCAAAGAAGCUGAGAAGUCCUCUGAGAAAGGAGACGUUGGCUCUCCUCGAGAAAAAAACGAAGACAAAGAAAAUAAGCCAGAUGACGUGAAGAGCGAAGCUGCAUUAGAGGGUCGACUGAAUGGAGACAAAGACUCUUUGGAUGAGCUGGAUGAGAGCAGAAAAGAGGAGAAAAAUGGAUUCAAAGCCAAGUUUAUGUUUAAUAUUGCUGAUGGAGGUUUUACUGAGUUGCACACCCUCUGGCAAACAGAGGAGCGAGCGGCGCGGUCUUCUGGAAAAAUACACGACAUCUGGCAUCGUCGCCAUGACUACUGGCUGCUGGCUGGCAUCGUAACACAUGGCUAUGCUCGCUGGCAAGACAUUCAGAAUGACCCGCGUUACGCUAUUCUGAAUGAGCCCUUCAAAACUGAGAUACACAAGGGCAACUACUUAGAGAUGAAGAACAAGUUCCUGGCGCGCCGCUUUAAGCUGUUAGAGCAGGCUCUGGUGAUCGAGGAGCAGCUGCGGCGGGCAGCUUACCUCAACAUGACCCAGGACCCCAGCCACCCGGCCAUGGCUCUCAGCACUCGCUUCACUGAGGUGGAAUGUUUGGCAGAGUACCACCAACACCUGUCCAAAGAGUCGCUGGCUGGGAACAAACCUGCCAACGCUGUGCUUCACAAAGUGCUGAACCAGCUGGAGGAACUUCUGAGUGACAUGAAAGCAGAUGUGACCCGACUGCCCAACAUGCUGUCCAGAAUCCCACCGGUGUCGGCCCGUCUGCAGAUGUCCGAGAGGAGCAUCCUGAGCCGCCUCACCAGCCGAGGCAGCGAACCUCCACUGCAGCAGCCUUUCAGCCAGGGCGGGUUCGGCUGCUCGCAGAUGUACAGCAGCACCUUCGGCGGGGGAUUCAGAGGACCAGGCGGACAGCCCAUGGUCAACUACAGUCAGAUGCCCCUUGGACCCUACGUCAGCGUGUCAUCGAAUGCCCCCCUGACCCCUACAAGCCAUCUGGACAAGAAAGCACUUGACUCUUUGAGAGACGUGGCUACGCCUGAACUCAAAUCGGGCAAAUCUAGCGACGUCAUCUGCAUCGAGGACUAGACGAGCUCUGUCUCAGUGACCCGAGGUCAAACUCCCAGG